AUGACUGAUUUUUAUGAAAUACUCGAAGUCGAAAAAACGGCUACAGAAGAUGAAAUAAAAAGAGCAUAUCGUCGGUUAGCUCUUAAAUGGCAUCCAGAUAAAAAUCUUACAAACAAAGCUCAAGCAGAAGAAAAAUUUAAAUUAAUUUCUGAAGCUUAUGAAGUUUUAUCUGAUAGUCGUGGACGAUUUUUAUAUGAUCAAUUGGGUCCAUCAAUAAUUUAUAGUGAAAGAACAAAUGAAGAACUUGAAGCAUUAUUUCGUGCAGUAGUUAUUGAUCAAGAAUUUUUAAAAGUCUGCGAAGAACAAUAUAGAAAAGAUGCAAAUUAUAAUCAAGAUAUAAUAUUAUCAUAUAUAAAUCCAAUAAAUCAAUAUGAUUAUGAAGAAAUUGCAUUAGGUGAUAGUGAAAAUCAAUUAAAAGGAAAUGUUGUUCAUGAAAUAAAUAUGUCAGUUCAUUAUGAUUUUCAAUAUGAUAAAAAUAAUUCAGAUUUUAAAUUUAUUAAACGAUCUUUUAAUAUUCUUCCAGAAAGAAGUGAAAAUUUAAAAAAACGAAAUCGUUUUUCAAAUUUAAAUUUAUCUAAUGAUAUUGAUCGUUUUGUUAAAAUGCAUGAUUAUGUUCGUCAUUCACAACAGCAACAACAACAGCAACAACAACAGCAACAGCAACAACAACAACAACAACAACAACAACAACAAGGUACAAAAAUAAAUCACAAGAAAAAACCUCCUUUAAAACGACGACAAACAUUGAACGAUCAGUAUAGACGAGCAACAAUAAAUGAACCACAACAAUUAGAUUCAUUUGUUUUAACUCAACUUGUUGAACAACAAUUAGAAGCUGCUCAUCGUACAACUACUAUGAAUAAUUUUAAACCAAUUAAAAAUCAACCUAUUCGUAUACAACCAACUAAUCGUGCUAAAUUUAUUCAACCACCAAUAUUAAUUUCAAAAACUGAAGAAAAAUCUUCUCGUCAUCGUAUUGAUCAUAUUGAAUUUCCAAAAACAACUUUUGCUCGUCCUUUACAUACAUCAUUUACAUCUUAUAAUGAUAAAUAUAUUCCUCAAUCAAUUCAAUCAAAAAGAGAACGAGAAAAUCUUUUAUUUCUUAGUCAACAAGGUAUUCUAUCAUCAGCACGUGGAUUUACUUUACAAAAAAUUCCAGAUUAUGUUCAAUCAAUUGAAUUACUUGAAGUUCCAUAUAUACAAAAGAAUGGUAAUGAAUCUCGAGAUUUUAAAGUUAUUGGUUAUGAAACAUUUGAUCGUCGUCCAAUUCCUCCAACUUCUUCUCUUCGUCGUACAAAAUCAAUGAAAAAUAUCAAAAUAUCAAAUGAAAUAUCAAAUAAUAAACAUUCACCAACAAUUGUCAAUAAUAUAAGUUCACCUAAUUUAUCAAAAUUAACAUUAUCAUUAAAAAAUAUGAAACAUGAUAUAUAUCAUAGAAAUGAAACAGCAAUUAAUAAUAAACAAGUAUUCAAAGAAAAUAGUAAAGAAGAAUUAGAAUUGACGACUAUUGCUGCUGCUGCUGUUAAAGAUAAACGUCGAAAAUAUGAUCAAUUGGGUCGAGCUGGUUUAUCAAAUGGUCAUGGUGGUGGUGGUAGUGGUGGUUUUUCAUCUAGCAAUGUUUAUGGAGGAUUUUCAGAAGAUUUUCUUAAUCGAACAUUUCAUUUUCAUAAUCCAUUCGAUAUUUUUGAACAAUUUAUGUCACAUUUUGGUAUGGACGAUGAUUUUGACAUAUGGCCACGUCAUAUCUUUUCUUCUGGUUUUGGUAUGCAUCCAUUUGCUGAUUUACAACGUCAGCGUCGUAAUCGAGAUCCACAUUCCUCCACAUCACGACGUGCACCACAACAAAUGGCUUUGUUCGAUAAUUUCUUUUCUCCAAUGAGAAUGUCUUUAUUCGAUCAUGAUUCAUUUGCCGGUGAUUUUGGAAGAAAUGAUAUUGGAAAUAUUUCAUCAUUUAACAUAUCAUUUGGAGGUGGUGGUUCUCGUCCAAUAUCGAAAAAAACUUCUAAAUCCACUAAAAUGGUUAAUGGUCGACGUGUAACUACAACACGAGUUGAAGAAAAUGGUCAAAUAACAGAAAUAAUUGAAGAAGAUGGUCAAAUAAAAUCAAAAAAAAUCAAUGGAGUUUUACAAUCGAUUAAAUAA
Rotaria sordida is the source of this 2142-nucleotide messenger RNA. Lineage: Eukaryota; Metazoa; Rotifera; Eurotatoria; Philodinida; Philodinidae. The record is from the annotation of a GenBank genome assembly.